GACGCUCCGGGAGUAGCGUGGCAUUUUUUCGGUCGCAACGUCAGGUAGAGCAGCGCGGCUCUCUGUAGAACCCUCCCCCUCCCCCUGUCGCCUGGGCAACGAGCAGUGAACCUCGCCGGACAGAGUUUGAUGGGGCCGAUGAGGCCUUGGGGACACGCGUUCCGCAAUAGCGAGGUGAUAGACAGAUAGAACGAAUACUGAAGCUAGUAGAAGAUAAUCCAGUGCUCUUUCUUGAACAUUAUGCCAGGCAGUGUAUGUCAUCAUGUGUCGCAAGUAAGGACACUGUACAAAAAGAUCCUUCAGCUUCAUCGUGUAUUGCCCCUGGAACUGAAAGCACUGGGAGAUCAAUAUGUGAAAGAUGAAUUCAGGCGACACAAAUCCAUCAGCCUUCAGGAGGCCCAGCACUUCCUACAGGAAUGGGAGAACUACGCAAUGAUGCUUCAGCAGCAGGCUAAUCAACAUGUGCAAAACACCACUGAUCAGCCUGAUUUUGGAGCACAUCUCACAAAGGAGAAACUUAAUGCCCUUCGAGAUGAGCAAAUUGGACAGCUAAAUGAACUAAUGAAAGAGGCCACCAAACCAAAGAGACAGUUCAGUAUUUUAGAUGAUGGAGACUGCAAACAUUAACACAUUUUCUGAAUUUCAUUUUAUGGUGUUUCUUUCUUUUUCUUUUUGUAUUUUUCCCCCAAAAUGGUUUUAUUCUAAAGAAUAAUGGAAGAUGGUAAAGAUAUGCAUAACAAAUGAUCAGAAAUAGCUAGUGGCAUUUAUAUAUUAUGUAUAGCCUGCACUAAGCGUGUAGAAUAGUUCAAUAUUUUGGAACAUUUCAGCUAUGUUAAAUUUACUAUAUGCAGGGAAUGAAUUAAAAUGGCUUUGUACUAAGAAUGUAUUUUGUGAAUAGCCGGAACAUCAGAAAGGGAAGAACUCUGAAUUGCAUAUUGAUGCAAGUUUAAAGUUUAAUAGUUGUUUUGCUUUUUUAAAAAAUAGAAUAUAGUUGUAUGUAUUUAAUAUAAUUUAUUGUUUAAUUCAAGUGUCUUGAAGAUCAUAUCAAAUUCUGCUUUUGAACUUACUUUUAAAUACUAAAAUCUGCCUUCUUCUUUUCUUUCCUGCAAAAGAAAUUUUGUUUUUUUCUAUUUCAUUUUAAAGCACUAAGGUAGCAGAUGGCAUUGUUACUCUUACUGUGAUGCACCUUUGUAUCAUUCUUCUGCCUCCCAUGCUGCUCUUGCUUUGUGUUCUAAUAAAAGUUCUCUUGCUAUGUCUUCCCUUGAGAUUUAAUUGGGAUAUAACAAGCCAAGCAAGCUCCAGACUGCUGGGAAGAAGAUGGUUCAAUGCGAGAAGAAAAUCUGCAUACA
This is a messenger RNA of Pseudonaja textilis, 1349 nucleotides long. RefSeq names its product succinate dehydrogenase complex assembly factor 3 (gene SDHAF3). Gene Ontology annotation, biological process: mitochondrial respiratory chain complex II assembly; succinate metabolic process. Gene Ontology annotation, cellular component: mitochondrion; mitochondrial intermembrane space. The record is from RefSeq and is a predicted model, not a curated record. NCBI's taxonomy places the organism in Eukaryota, Metazoa, Chordata, Lepidosauria, Squamata, Elapidae.